Penicillium digitatum Pd1 is the source of this 1611-nucleotide messenger RNA. Its product is annotated as Major facilitator superfamily domain, general substrate transporter. The record is from RefSeq and is a predicted model, not a curated record. Gene Ontology annotation, cellular component: plasma membrane. Lineage: Eukaryota; Fungi; Ascomycota; Eurotiomycetes; Eurotiales; Aspergillaceae. Gene Ontology annotation, molecular function: transmembrane transporter activity. Gene Ontology annotation, biological process: transmembrane transport.
AUGUCUCCCUCAGAGCAAGACACCGAAGCUGUUCAUACCGAGAACAGACCCUCAUCUGUCAAUAGCAGCGAAUAUAGCACACCUGUCGAUAUCUCCGCUGAGCUUGAGAAAAAAGAGAGCGGACAUCCCGACGGAAAGCGCGAGCUGAAGGAAGGAGAUUGCUACGAGAUCCUAGGAUACUGCUGGCCACGAUGGAAGAAAUGGACCUAUCUGGUCGCGGUCGCAUUUGUUCAGGUUUCCAUGAACUUCAACACCUCGGUCUAUCCUGCUGCUGUCCAAAAUCUUUCAGAGGCUUUUCACAUUAGCGAACAACACGCUCGCACAGGUCAAAUGGCCUACCUGGUUACUUAUUCCAUUGGCUGUGAGCUGUGGGCUCCUUGGUCUGAGGAAUUCGGUCGCUGGCCCAUUCUUCAGCUCUCUAUGUUCUUGAUCAACAUUUGGCAGAUUCUUGCGGCCCUUGCCCCCAACUGGGGCAGUCUUGUUGUCGCUCGUGCAUUGGGUGGUCUCUCUACUGCUGGUGGUAGUGUUACUCUCGGUCUUAUUGCCGAUAUCUACGAGCCCGAGACGCAACAAUUCCCUCUCGCUUUCAUCGUAUUGUCAUCUUGUCUCGGUACCAGUAUUGGUGGUGUGAUUGGAGGACCAAUUGCGCGAUUCCUUGACUGGCAAUGGUUCUUCUGGAUUCAGCUGAUCUUCGGAGGAGUCACCCAGAUCAUCAUCUUCUUUAUGCCCGAGAGUCGUUCGACUAUUAUCAUGGACAGAGAAGCCAAGCGCCGCCGCAAGACCGGAGAAGACCCAAAUAUCUACGGACCCAACGAGAUGAAGAGCCCCCGUAUCUCCUUGAAGGAAGCUGGCAGGAUCUGGGCGCGUCCAUUCUACAUGCUUCUGCGCGAGCCCAUUGUCCUCUGUCUAUCUCUUCUAUCCGGUUUCUCCGAUGCUCUGAUAUUCAUCUUCCUCGAGAGUUUUGCCAUCGUCUACAAACAAGGAUGGGGCUUUGGUACUCUCGCACAAGCCUGGGCUGUUAUUCCCAUCAACGCCGCCUACUUUAUUGCCUACUUCAGCUACUUCCCAUGGUUCAUGCGUGAUCAAAAGCUCCGAGUACGACAUGGCGAUGCGGCCAUACCGCCCGAGCGCCGACUCAAGUGGCUGCUCUUCCUCGCGCCGCUCGAACCCAUCGGUCUAUUCGGUUUCGCCUGGACAUCCUUUGGCGACUCGAAAAACAUACACUGGAUCGGAUCCAUGAUUUUCUCCGGCUGUGUCGGUAUCGCUAACUUCGCCAUCUACCUAUCCUCUGUUGAUUACAUGGUCGCGUCCUACGGUGUCUACUCGGCUUCUGCAACCGGUGGCAAUGCUUUCGCGCGCGAUCUUCUCGCUGGUAUCUCGGCCAUGUACGCGACGCCCAUGUACACAGACAUCGGCGAUAAGUGGCAUGUUGAGUAUGCAACCACCAUUCUGGCUUGUCUUUCCUGUCUGGUUGUGACUCCCAUCUAUGUGUUCUACUGGAAGGGACCCCAGCUUCGCGCGAAGAGCAAAUUUGCUUCUACGCUUGCUGCUGACAGAGAGCAGAACAAUGGUCGACGUGUCAGCAAGAUUAGCAUGGAGCCUCAGUGUUGA